CGCUCCACGCACGCUCCACACACACAGAGGCAGGCAGACACGGCGCAAGAGUACCUAUAGCCGGCGGUCGACCACCUGCGGCCCCUUUCUGGUGGACGUGGUCUGGUGGUGUGCCCAGGUUUCAGGCCCCUCUCUGGCGCCCAAGACACUUUCCGACCCCCGCUGCAGCUUGUUGUGUGUGCGUCUGCCUCGACGCGCAGCGAGCGCCCUUGGCCAUCGCCUGCCGAUAAACAAAACGCUGCUUGUGCAAUUGUGCAACCUUUUUUGGUGACCCAAAGCCAUGGCCUCAACUGCGCGCCGCACCACCGGCAACCGCCGCAACUAUCGCGUGGUCAACCACCGCCCAGACGUGGAUGAAAUGCUUUUUGGAGAACCCAGCAACAAGUCUGCACAGCAAACGCAGCGACAAAAGCAACAGACUUCUCAACUCUCUGGCUUCUUCUCUGGCGAGGGCACCACCCAACUGGGCGCUGGUGGUCGAAUGAGCACCCGCGGUGCUGCCGCGCCCGAGCCCCCUGCCACACAGACCAUCAUCUCCAAGGACCAGAUUCGCACGCUGCGCGUCCCUCGAAGCGAAUCAACGGUCGGCCCGCUCGUGAUUUCCCACCAGGAGUUUAUGCGCCUUCGCCGCAGUGCUACCGUACGAUCCCAAAGCGCCAUUCAACGUGAACGCGACGAGAAGACGCGCCAACGCCAUGCCGCUGCCGCCGCGGCAAAUGAGCGCCGCCGUCAAAUGGAGGCCCUCGACGCUCAGCGCGAUGCCAUGGCGCCUCUGAGCGAGCUAGAUCUCGAAGCCAAGGCCCGCAAUGAGCAUCUCCUUACACACGCACGCCUUCAGCUUGAGGAGCAGGAGGACGAGAUCAAGGCGCUCAACGAAAUGAUCCGCCAGGCAAAAAUCUAUUCCAUCCGCGAUGCCCAACUCAGCGAGCGAGAGGUUAUCGAGCAGGAGCAACGCGAAGAAGAGCGUCGCCUUGACGAGAUGAUGGAAAUUGAACGCGUGCGCAAGCUACAAGAUGCCGAACAAGCAGAGGCUGCUUUGCGCAACGCGCGCCAGCGGGGUGCCCAGGAAAUUCGCACUCAAAUUGAAAUCCGCGAGCAGCAACGCAUGAUCGAGGAAGAGCUGCGAGAACAAGAAACCCAAGCCAUGCUGCAGCGCAUGAAGGACAACGAGGCUGAGGAGGAGCGCAAGGCCAUGCUGCGUCGUCAAGCAGCCGAACGCAUGAUGGAUGAGGUUGCCUCGGCCAACCAAGAAGCCUUGCGCAUCAAGGAACAGCAACAGCGCGCCUUGCAGGAGGAAGACGAGAAAUUGGCCCAAUUUUUGCGUCAGAAGCAGGAGCGCGAAGACGCCCUUGAACAGCAGAAAGAAGAGGUGAAGCGCCGCAAAGACCGCGAAUUCGCCGCCCUUUUGGCUCAGCAGGAGCAGGCCAUGGAUAAGAUGGCCGAGCGUCAAGCCUUGGCCGCCAAGCGCCAACAGGAAGCUGUCGAGCGCCAGCGCCGCCAGCGAGAGCAGCAAGAGGCUGAGCAGAAGCAACGUCAACUCGUUGAGAUCCAAGCCGCCCGUGAUGCUCAGAUCCGCGCCAAGGAAGAAUAUCUGGCCAUGCAGCUCCAGCAAGAUCAGCAAGACUUUGAGCGCAUCCUGCAAGCACAACAGGAGCUGGCCGAAGUGGAAUCCCGCACACGCAACGCUCAUCAGCAAAAAAGCCGCCAUCACGCAGUGGAGAUUCGCAAGCAGAUUGAAGAGAAGGAAACAGAAAAGCGGCGCGAAGUUGAGGCCUUCUUUGCCGAGGGCCGCCAACUGGAUCAGGAAGCCGCAGAGCGCCGCCGCCGCCUAGAUGAAAUCAAACAGCGCAAGUUGGCCGAGCUGCAAGCGCUUGGCAUCGACCCCAAGUACAUUACGCCCGUCCAGCGAUUGGCAAAGGGGGCCGGCAAAACCAGCAUUGCCGCUCACCCCUAGUCAGACCCACCCUUGAUGCCUCGAGUUGUCCGCUUUUCCAAAAAGCUCCCCUUAUUCUGCAUGGUCGCAUGGCUGCUUGUGCAAUCAAGCCGUGGGCCUUGUUCUCUUCAUUCUCUAGCCGGCCGACCAUUGUGUCUGGCGGAUGUCCUUGUUUCUUGUUCCUUUUUCAUAAUUGUAAACUUUUGCAUUAUGUCACCUUGGCUUGUUCGGUUUUAUGGCGGGAGAACGCGCUGCGUUCUGAGUCAUUUUCAUGUCAGGUGUUGAUGGAGUCAAUCAGAUGGAUUUUCCUACUCAUUUUGGCAAGGCAGAGCAUCUCGUGUUGUGAUUUUGGCUAAUCGACUGGUGUUUUUG
This is a messenger RNA of Monosiga brevicollis MX1, 2305 nucleotides long. RefSeq lists its product as uncharacterized. The record is from RefSeq and is a predicted model, not a curated record. The transcript is spliced from 4 exons. Bases 281 to 1954 code for a protein of 557 amino acids. Lineage: Eukaryota; Choanoflagellata; Craspedida; Salpingoecidae.